This is a messenger RNA of Protopterus annectens (West African lungfish), 2289 nucleotides long. Its product is annotated as extracellular calcium-sensing receptor-like. Gene Ontology annotation, cellular component: membrane. The transcript has 7 exons. The record is from RefSeq and is a predicted model, not a curated record. Lineage: Eukaryota; Metazoa; Chordata; Ceratodontiformes; Protopteridae. Bases 1 to 2289 code for a protein of 762 amino acids. Gene Ontology annotation, molecular function: G protein-coupled receptor activity. Gene Ontology annotation, biological process: G protein-coupled receptor signaling pathway.
AUGAUUUUUGCAACUGAAGAGAUUAAUAGAAAUUCCAAGCUACUGCCAAACAUCACCUUGGGAUUUUGGAUUUUUGACUCAUGUUAUUCAAGGGAACGGGCACUUCUGGGUACCCUACUGCUUUUAACAGGAAGGCAAGUUCCAGCUCCAAACUAUCAGUGUGACCACAACUCUUUGCUACCUGCUAUAAUUGGAGAUGCACCUUCAUCAUCCUCUCUGAUGAUGGCCACAGUACUAGGCCUUUACAGGUAUCCUCAGGUCAGCUAUGGUUCAUCUAUUUCUCUGUUGAGUGAUAAACAAAUGUUUCCUUCAUUUAUGCGGACUGUCCCAAAUGACAUUUUUCAAGCUCUUGGAAUGGCUCAGAUGUUACUUCAUUUUGAGAUGGUCACUAAGGACAAGGGGAAGAUUCCGUCCCUCAUUAAUGUGAUUCAGCAGACAACAGCAAAUGUUAUUGUAAUUUACGCCACAGCUGAGAAUCUAGUUCCAUUACUGGAAGCCAUAUCUGUUCAGAAUAUAACAGGAAGGGUGUGGAUCACUCCAAGUGCCUGGCAGGUAUCAGUGCAAGUUCUCAGCAUGAGGGCUGUAAAAACAUUUAAUGGCAGUAUUGGUUUCUUUAUCCACAAAGGUAAAAUACCUGGACUUAAGGAGUUCAUGUACAAUAUCAACCCUUUAAGCUCUCCUAAUGAUAUUUUUACAAGAAAGUUCUGGGAAGAGGCCUUUGGCUGUCAGUGGCCAGUGUCUGGCAAAAAUCUCACAUCAGCAAAUCUAGUGGGUGGAAAGAAGCCAUUAUGUACUGGUCAUGAAGAUUUAAAGAGUCUUGAUGUUUCUGUAUAUGAUGUGUAUAAUUUUACAUAUGCAUUCAGCAUGUACAAUGCACUGUAUGCAGUGGCACAUUCCCUUCAUAAUCUCCUUUCAUGUAAGGAUGGACAAGGUCCAUUUCAGAAUGGAGUAUGUGUUGACUUUUAUAAUUUCCAAUCCUGGAAGUCACUUCAUUAUGCUAAAAAUGUCCAGUUUGAAAACAGUGCUGGUGAAGAGAUGUAUUUUGACAAGAAUGGUGACCCUCCAGCACGAUAUGACAUCCUUAACUUCUGCUUCCUCCCAGAUGGAUCAAGUAAAUACUUCAAAGUUGGCAGCUUUGAAAAUAAAGUGCAAGGAAACCCAGAGCUCAGUAUCAACGAACAAGACAUAUUAUGGAGUGAACAAUUCAACCAAGUGCCGCAUUCUGUCUGCAGUGGGAGUUGCCUACCAGGAUACCAAAAAGUUUCUCAAAGUGGUCAACCCAUCUGUUGCUUUGACUGUAUGCUCUGUUCUAAGGGUGAAAUCUCCAACAUAACAGAUGCUGUGAACUGCAUGAAGUGCUCAGAAGAUAAUUGGUCUAAUGAUAGACGAGACAAGUGUAUCCCAAAACAUCUAGAAUAUCUUUCCUAUGAAGACCCAUAUGGAGCUUCACUGGGUUUUUCUACUGGUACUUUCAGCUUGUUGACAGUUUCUAUUCUCUGCAUUUUUGUAAAGUUCAAAGACACUCCUAUAGCCAAGGCCAACAACCGUGAUCUAAGCUUCCUUCUACUAAUAGCCCUUACACUCUGUUUUCUCUGCUCACUGUUAUUCAUUGGUCAACCUGCAAAACUUACCUGUAUGUUUCGUCAGGUAAUAUUUGGUUUGACAUUUUCCCUUUGUGUAGCAUGUAUUUUAGCUAAAACUGUAACUGUGGUGAUUGCCUUUAGUGCUACAAAGCCAGACAGCAGACUGAGGAACUGUGUGGGAUCAACGGUUUCUAACACUAUUGUCAUACUUGGGUUACUAAUUCAGGUGAUCAUAUGCUUUACUUGGUUGUCCAUGUGUGGUCCAUUCCAACAUUUUAACAAGACCUCAGAGGAUGGAAAGAUAAUCAUUGAGUGUAAUGAUGGCUCAGUUAUUGCAUUUUGGUGCAUGCUGGGAUACUUGGGCUUGCUAGCUGUAGUUUCCUUUUUGGUUGCCUUCCUGGCCAGGAACUUACCAGGUAAUUUCAAUGAAGCUAAACUCAUUACUUUUAGUAUGCUUGUCUUUGCCAGUGUUUGGCUGUCAUUUAUCCCCGCAUAUUUGAGCACCAAGGGGAAGUACAUGGUGGCCGUGGAAAUUUUUGCCAUCUUGGCUUCUACUGCUGGAAUGUUGGGCUGUAUAUUCUUACCCAAAUGCUACAUCAUGAUACUGAGGCCAGAACUGAACACAAGAGGAUAUAUAAUUUUCCUGUCAAAUUUUAAAGAAGAAAAAGAGAAGACAAUACAACUGAAGGAACAUGAAUCAUUCUAA